Molecule: messenger RNA, 495 nt
Organism: Ziziphus jujuba (common jujube)
Lineage: Eukaryota; Viridiplantae; Streptophyta; Magnoliopsida; Rosales; Rhamnaceae
Product: ATP synthase subunit alpha, chloroplastic-like
Exons: 1
Coding region: 1-495 (164 amino acids)
Biological process (GO): proton transmembrane transport; proton motive force-driven ATP synthesis
Molecular function (GO): ADP binding; proton-transporting ATP synthase activity, rotational mechanism; ATP binding
Source: RefSeq, a predicted model, not a curated record
AUGGUAACUAUUCAAGCAGAUGAAAUUAGUAACAUUAUUCAUGAACGUAUUGAGCAAUAUAAUAGAGAAAUAAAGAUUUUAAAUACCAGUACUGUACUCCAAGUAGGUGAUGGCAUUGCUCAUAUUUAUGGUCUUGAUGAUGUAAUGAUGGGGGAAUUAUUAGAAUUUGAAGAAGGUAUGAUAGGCAUUGCUCUGAAUUUGGAAUCAAAUAAUGUCGGUGUUGUAUUAAUGGGUGAUGGUUUGAUGAUACAAGAGGGAAGUUCUGUAAAAGUAACAGGAAGAAUUGCUCAGAUCCCUAUAAGUGAGGCUUCUUUAGGCCAUGUUAUAAAUGCUCUUGCUAAACCUAUUGAUGGUCGAGGUGAAAUUUCAGCUUCUGAAUCUCGGUUAAUUGAAUCUCCCACCUCGGGUAUUAUUUUAGGACGUUUGGUAUAUGAGCCUCUUCAAACAGGACUUAUUGCUAUUGAUUCGAUGAUUCCUAUAGGACGUGGCCAGUGA